GGGCGGUGUUUUUUCACAUUCCUGAGCAAGAAAGUUGCAGCGCUGUAAAGUGCCAGUGUAGACAAGCCCUAAGCUUAUACCACACCACUGUAAGCACGUUUGUACUGAUAUAACUGUGAGGAUUGUACUGCUUUAUCUAUCCUGGCUUUGUUAAAGCAGUACCACUUUUCUGUGUAGCAAGACCUGAGUCAAAUUUGAAACAAAACGUGUAUGUGUAGGUGGGUGGGAAAUAAAAUCACACUUUUCAGAGAAGGCUGUGUGGAAGAGUCAUUGUGGGACUCAAUGUUUAUGUUUCAAUGACUCCUAGUCAAGUGUGGCCUUUUGUACUUGUAAAGUGAGUGUUGGGGUGGAUGUUUCCUGCGUGCCAGUGCCACAAACUCAUCCAGGACUGAGUCAAAUCAAAUUGCAGGUUAUGGAGAUUAAAUUAUGCCUUCACAGGCAUCAGUGUAGCAUCAUUACCUUGAGUUGUCUUUCAUGGUUUUACAUACCCUGAGGACAGAAAUUGAGCAAUGUGGUUAACAAUUUGUUGAUGCUGGAGCUCCCAGAAUAGGAUCUCUUUUCCUCUCCCAGAGCUGCACAGAGCUAACUGAAGUAAACAGUAAUAAAAAUGUGUUUUUGAUAGAAAACUAAGCAUGACUGAAUACACACAGAUCUAUAGGGUAAGAAAAUGGCAUUUUAUAGAGUUAUCGUUUAGAGAAGAAUCACACUUCACAUUGUGUUAUUUUCUAUUUGGCUAUGAAUAUUUUUAUCACACCUUUCUACUUUGCAGAUAUAUACAACAUGAUAUGAUGGUGCUCAGAUACCAUGGUGAUUAAACUGUAAAAAACCUAGAUAGAUACAAUGGAAACCCAGCAACACAACAGGUGCACAUGUUGAGAACACUCCCCUUGAAUACAUUGGGGAUGACAGGCUGAAGGACAGCGCAGCUGUCCAAAAAGCAUGGUCGUUAGCAUUGUAUGGCAUGCAAAGGUUUAUUGUAUCUGUUAAAUGUAAUAUAUUUACAACUGCUUAUUAAAUUGAAAUAGUUGAGUUUUCACUACAGAAAGUGUCAAGUUGUUGUUGCCUACCUUCCUGUCUAGUCCAGAUCUGAAGGUACAUUGCACACCUUUAAAAGGCUUAAAUAGCCUUUGGGAUGCUGUUAAAUCAGGGCAGAAAGAGAGUGGCAGCACCUUGCUCCAAGCCAGGAAUUUAUAAGCAGAGAGUACGACUGAGGCAUUUUUGUCCUGGUUCAGCUCUGAGGUGACUAACUUUGUCUUUCUACUUCCACCCUGAUUUGUUGUCUCUCCUUUUUCCUGCAUGUCUUUUUGCCGUUUAGCCAGUUCUGUAUGUGCACUAUGAACAGCAGAGGGAAAUGUACCCAAGCAAUUUCCCAGGACUGAUGGGAUAGAUGUACACAGAGGUACUUUCUUCCAAUGUGGGCUUUAUUGUCUUCUGCUCCUAGUCCAAGCUAGGUGUGGCAGGGAUCAAGUUGCAAGAGCAAUAUACAACACUACCAACUGUUUAAUGUGUACACUUCCAUGGCCCAAUCAGUAUUACUCUGACAGCUCAUCAAUGGACUCAGAAGAUAAAGACAGAGAGGAAGAGAGUCUGCAGACAGCUUUCAAAAAGCUAAGAGUAGAUGCAGCAGGAUCUACCGCAUCUCUGUCUGUGGAUGAGGGAACAAGUCUGAGAGCACCGAUAAGAACAGCUAUGGAUGGAACCAAACCUCAACCUGUCUGUGCCAAAGAGACUUGGCAUGGGUGUGUGAGGAAGCUCUCCAGGGGGUCGUCAAGAACCCAGCGUCGCAGGCGUUCCAAGUCUCCUGUCCUGCAUCCUCCCAAGUUUACCUACUGCAGUAUGAAAGCAUCUUCUGCCCGCAGCCAGUUGAAACACAAAAGCCAGCCAGACACUUCAAAGAGUAAUAUCAGCUCAGACAUUUGUGUUGCAGAAGGACCGUGUACAGGGGACAAGUAUGAUUCCUGCUUUGAUGCCAGUGAUUGCAGAAGAGCCAGAAAUGAACCUUUGGGAGCUUCCACAAUUGAACAGCCUGUGGAGAAUUCAAGAGAGAAUUCUGCUGCUGUUUCUUCGUCCUUUGAAACCAACCUGGAUUCUAGCCAGCCUUCAGAUUUCCAGUCAUUAUCUGUGCUCAGCGAUAGCAAGCAGUGUCCUUGCGAGGGCAAGGAAUGCCAGUGCAGACAGUGGCAAGACAUGGAAGUGUACUCUUUUUCUGGCUUACGGAGCGUCCUGUCAGAAUGUGAAAAGGCAGUGCUAGAAGUCCAUUCCCAGUCUCUGCAGAACAAAUCGCCCUCUGGUGUGGCUUCAUCAGGUUCUCCCCGAUCUUGUUCUGAGCAAGCUCGAGCCUUCGUGGACGAUGUGACAAUUGAAGAUCUUUCAGGAUACAUGGAAUAUUACUUAUAUAUUCCCAAGAAAAUGUCCCACAUGGCAGAAAUGAUGUACACUUGACUAUAAGGAAUCUAUGGAGAAUCAUGGGCUGGAAAUUCAGUAGUAAUGAGUGGAUGACGUGCUCCCUCAGAGCCAGGGGUGGGAAUUUGGCCAUUCUCAUUGCUGUGUAUUUGAUCAAAUGUUUCUUUGCACCAUACAGUAUAGUUUUUUAAUAAAGUGAAAAACAGACAA
Malaclemys terrapin pileata is the source of this 2613-nucleotide messenger RNA. Its product is annotated as oxidative stress-responsive serine-rich protein 1-like. The transcript has 5 exons. Gene Ontology annotation, biological process: cellular response to hydrogen peroxide. NCBI's taxonomy places the organism in Eukaryota, Metazoa, Chordata, Testudines, Emydidae. Bases 1504 to 2442 code for a protein of 312 amino acids. The record is from RefSeq and is a predicted model, not a curated record.